This is a messenger RNA of Pangasianodon hypophthalmus (striped catfish), 3730 nucleotides long. It is a transcript of the gene ap5s1, whose product is annotated as adaptor related protein complex 5 subunit sigma 1. The transcript is spliced from 4 exons. NCBI's taxonomy places the organism in Eukaryota, Metazoa, Chordata, Actinopteri, Siluriformes, Pangasiidae. Gene Ontology annotation, cellular component: lysosome; late endosome; AP-type membrane coat adaptor complex. The coding region runs from base 327 to 917 and encodes 196 amino acids. The record is from RefSeq and is a predicted model, not a curated record. Gene Ontology annotation, biological process: double-strand break repair via homologous recombination; endosomal transport.
UUAGAGUUGGAAUGUUUACUGAUUCUCGAAAUUGAGAACAAUUAACGAGGAAACAGCCUUUGGCCUUAACAUCUGUCUCUUAUUUUGUAUAAUAAGCGCAUUGAGCGCUGAACUCUGAUUUAGUGUCGCCACCUAGUGUUAACAUGUUGUAUAGUUCGACGCUUGUCCCAGGUCACAUGACUAAACCCGGAAAUGUUUUUGUGUUUAACGGUGGAGUGAUCAGACAGCCUUCAUUUAAUAGAUUUUUUUUACAAUAAGACGUGAUUUUCUGACAGUUCCAAAAGUGUGCUGGAAUAGAAAUGUAGGAAAAGUGUUUUAAAGCAGUCAUGGUGGUGUGCUUUCUCAUCCACACCGUGUGUCCGGUGAGCGCGCUCUGUGCCGGUGAGAGCCGGGUUCUGUACUCUCGCCUGUUCGGCCCGGAGGAACCCACACUGCUGCACCGAACCGCCGAGCAGCAGCGACUGGCCCACAAGGAGACUCUCGGGCUUGUGGCCAGGCAGGUGCGCAGAGCUGUGUCUGCAAGCCGGGAGGCGUCAGGCAGAGUGCUUGUGGAGGCUGGGCUCGGAGAAGAGGCCACGGCUUUGAGUGAGGCUGAAUAUGGUGUGUUGUCUUUGGCUCACGGGGAGCCAUUUGCAGGGCGCUGUGUUGUUCUGUGGCUUGGGGUUCAGGCUCUGGCCUUCACUCUGGUGUGUCAGCCACAUGAGAACCUGCUGCUUGCCGAGGGAACUCUGCGGAACCUGACACGCCACUGCUUGGAGGAAUUGCGUCUGCUUGGACCUGGAAGUGAGGUGCUGUUAAAAAGUGACCGCGUGGAUGCAAUGCUUCAGAGGCUUCUUCCCCAUGGGCAGCUCCUCUUCCAUAACCAUCGCUUUACACAUACAAUGGACAAAGAGCUAUCCAGCUACAUGGGCAAAUAAAACAUCUGGAUAUGUGCUGCAAGUUUUCAGAGAAGCUCUUCAGUUCAGUUUAAAGCCAGAAAGAAAUUGACUGAAAGUUUUACAUCUCAUGGAACCACACAUGCCUAACUGGUUGCCAGUGGUGUUAUUUAUGUGCUUAUUUCUAUACCUUUAAGACAGCAAUAUCGGCCAUGUCAAGGAGAGAGUGUUACUGAGUGUGGCAAAUUCAUAUCUGAGGCAAAUGGAAGUGUGUGUGUGUGUGUGUGUGUGUAAGAAUGCUGUGGGAGUUACAUGUUGGAACUGUUAUAAUCUUCUAUAUUCCCAUAAAGCACACCUGUGACACCUCAUAUCAAAAAAUGAGGGUAUGUUAGUUCACAAUAUAAUAAAUGUGAUAAUGAAUGAUGUUUCUGCGUGCAUCAGUCACACACACAGGUAAAUCCCCUCACCUCUGAGUCUCAGGUUCCAUUAGGGGGCAGUGUUGGCUCAGUGUUGUAUUGAGGAUGUCUAUGAAAUUCUUGAUAAUGAUUGACAACCUGACAUUCUUCACUGUCACUUUCUCAUCUGAAAUGCUAAAACAGAAAACAGUGAUGUGUGAACAGAAUGCUAAUUGGCAUGAUCUGGGAUGACAUGGUGGAAUCAAGUUUUAAUUUUGGCUCUGUGAAGUUUAUUGCAAAUAUUUAAAUGACAAGCUACUAGUGCAUGACUUAAUUAGAAUAACUAGUGAUUGCAAAAUCUUUCUUUAAAUAUGUGUGAAACAGGGCAGGUCUUUGCAAUGCUUUGGCAUUUAACUAGCCUGAGCUUAUUUGUUUUGUCAUAUACUGUACCUUCAAACUUUUAGCAACACAUUUGUAGGCUCCAAAAAUGGCAGCACAACUUAGAUGUGAAAUUUGUUUUCUAUUUGUGCUCACAACUUUUCAUGUGGGGUUAGUUAAAGCUACAGUGCAUAGGUUCUUUUGUAAAAACUGUAAAUAAUUUGAUUAUUGUCAUUAGUGAUCAUUUAUAAUCAGCUAUUCCAGGGCUGUUGUGACUCACCCUGACAAUCUUGUGUCAGGUGGGAACUGGUGUGAAAUUUGUACCCAUACAUCAUACACUACAUGGCCAAAAGUUUGUGGACACCUGACCAUCACACCCAUAUGUGGGCCUUCCCCAAACUGUUGAUACAAAAUUGGAAGCACACAAUUGUGUAGAAUGUCAUUGUAUUCUGUAGCAUUACAAUUUCCCUUCACUUCACUGGAACUAAGCGGCACAAACCUGUUGGGUCCAAACCUGUCCUCAACCCCGAUGAACACCUUUGGGAUGAACUGGAACGCUGACUGAGCCCCAAGCCUCCUCACCCAAUAUCAGUGCCUGACCUCACUAAUGCUCUUGUGGUUGAAUGGGUACAAAUCCCCACAGUCAUGCUCCAAAAUCUAGUGGAAAGCUUUCCUAGAAGAGUGGAGGAUAUUAUAACAGCAAAAGGGGACUAAAUUUGGAAUAGGAUGUCCAAAAAGCACAUAUGGGUGUGAUGGUCAGGGAUCCACAAAUUUCUGGUCAUUAUAUGCAUCAUAUGUCAUCAUGCCUCAGUUUUAACCACGAAAGAAGUUCAACUACAUGGUGACAGGCAGCCAAUCAGAAGGGAGAGUGAAUGUGAGUCAAAUAUAAUACUAUAAUGAAAAAGAUUUAAGACCGAUGGACUUGCAUCUGUUUUUUUUUUUGUUUUUUUUUUUGGCUAAAAAAGGUAAAGCAUUUAUUUGUUCUUUAAUUUGGUUGAAAGUUAUGAUAAUGAAUGAUAGUCAGCUGGUUUAUCCUUAUUGUGUAGUUUGUAUCAUUACCCGGUUGACAGGUUGUAUAGCUAGAGAACUCAUGAUAGUCAGCUAGUGCCUAAUGUGAGGUGCCUGUGAGUUUCUCUGUAUUUUUGUAUUUCACCCGUGGUUAUAUCUGGUGAUAGUGAGUGAUUAAUGAGGGUUUUAGCUUGUGUACUAACGCUAUCCGGUUCAUACCAAACUUUUUUGGUUUUGCUCUUUCAUCUGCUACUCAGUAACUGUGACCGCCACACUGAUGAGCACAAUAAAUUAUUUUAUUCUCAUAAUACUUCUGUAAUACUGAGCAGUUAAAAGGACCAUGCUUCAAACUGUGUACUACCAUACUAAAUAGAAUAUCAUUACAUGAUUACUAUUUAGGCAUAUUACGAAGUGUGUAUUAUGCUGUUUGGGACCCAGCCUUCUAUCUGAACGUGUGCACGUGUAGCCGUGAGAUUAACAGAAGAAGAGUGCAGCAUAGCCCACUUCAUGAAAUUGCAUUGUGAUAGUAUUUUUCUACCAGAGAGGGCAAAAUUCCAAAAUCUUCCAUCCUGUAGCUUUAAUUUUGGGUCUCGGCAGAUCCACAUGCUAUGAACAUUGACUAAGAGCUGUUUGUGAAACUGCUGCUGCCGCUGAAUGUCCACCAUCAACCUCUUUGUCCUUUUCAGCAUGAUGAUUAUAUAUGUCUCUGUAGCACUGUGUUUCCCUCACAUGCACAGAAAUAUGCAUAAAUGUGUUCAAAACAUGAUCAAGGUCAUAUUAUCAUUCUUUAAUGUUCCAGGUAGUUUCUUUUCAAAGCUCCUGGGCAAAAUGUAUCAAUCCACUAGAUUGAGGGCACCAUUAAUAUACAGUCCUUUACUGUAGAGAAAAUAAUUUCAGAAUGCUGCUGGGUAGUACACCACAAACACAAUUAUUUCAGAAAUCAUAGAAAAUUUCUUGGCAUAUUUACAUCUGUGUCAACUGUGAAAUCUGUUAUUCAUCCGUCUAAUGAUGCUGUACUAAAUUGGGAAUAUUUUUCCUCCAGACUCUAAUAAAUGCCCAGAGUAAUCACAUUUA